AUGCGCGCUGAAGUGGCGGCCCGAAACCUAGGGAAGGGGCUGACAGGAUCCAACGUGGAGGUGUGGCGGCCAUUCGGCGGAGUGAAGCGGGCGGACGGCCUAGAAAGCUCACAUAACCGGGAGAGCCUGGCUUACUGGAGAGGGCAGAAGGAAUGGAGCCUGUGCAUAGCGCACGUGUUAGCUGAGGAAGUCCUGGAAGUUCGGAGCAGGCAGCGCGUCCACCAGGUGACCAGCAAUGGCAGCAUCGGGAGGGACCUGCCAGCGGAGACCCAGCCCCAGAACCCACCCCAGCCAGCACCCAACGCCUGGCAGGUCAUCAAAGGUGUCCUGUUCAGGAUCUUCAUCAUCUGGGCCAUCAGCAGCUGGUUCCGCCGAGGGCAGGCCCCUCAGGACCAAGUGGGCCCCGGAGGAGCCCCGCGCGUCGCCAGCCGCAACCUGUUCCCCAAAGACACUUUAAUGAACCUGCACGUGUACAUCUCAGAGCACGAGCACUUUACAGACUUCAACGCCACGUCAGCACUCUUCUGGGAGCAGCACGACCUUGUGUACGGCGACUGGACUAGCGGCGAGAACUCAGAUGGCUGCUAUGAGCACUUUGCUGAGCUCGACAUUCCACAGAGCGUUCAGCAGAAUGGCUCCAUCUACAUCCACGUCUACUUCACCAAGAGUGGCUUCCACCCAGACCCCCGGCAGAAGGCCCUGUACCGCCGGCUCGCCACGGUCCACAUGUCUCGGAUGAUCAACAAAUACAAGCGCCGGCGGUUUCAGAAAACCAAGAACCUGUUGACAGGAGAGACAGAAGCCGAUCCAGAAAUGAUCAAGAGGGCCGAGGACUAUGGGCCUGUAGAAGUGAUCUCCCACUGGCACCCCAACAUCACCAUCAACAUUGUGGACGACCACACACCGUGGGUGAAGGGCAGCGUGCCUCCGCCCCUGGACCAGUACGUGAAAUUCGACGCCGUGAGCGGUGACUACUACCCCAUCAUCUACUUCAACGAUUACUGGAACCUGCAGAAGGACUACUACCCCAUCAACGAGAGCCUGGCCAGCCUGCCGCUCCGCGUCUCCUUCUGCCCCCUCUCUCUCUGGCGCUGGCAGCUCUACGCCGCCCAGAGCACCAAGUCGCCCUGGAACUUCCUGGGUGAUGAGCUGUACGAGCAGUCAGACGAGGAGCAGGACUCGGUGAAGGUUGCCCUCCUAGAGACCAACCCCUACCUGCUGGCUCUCACCAUCAUCGUGUCCAUCGUCCACAGUGUCUUUGAGUUCCUGGCCUUCAAGAACGAUAUCCAGUUCUGGAACAGCCGGCAGUCCCUGGAGGGCCUGUCCGUGCGCUCCGUCUUCUUUGGAGUUUUCCAGUCUUUCGUGGUCCUCCUCUAUAUCCUGGACAAUGAGACCAACUUCGUGGUCCAGGUCAGCGUCUUCAUCGGGGUCCUCAUUGACCUCUGGAAGAUCACCAAGGUCAUGGAUGUCCGGCUGGACCGGGAGCACAAGGUGGCAGGACUCUUCCCCCGCCCCACCUUCAAAGACAAGUCCACGUACAUCGAGUCCUCGACGAAAGUGUACGAUGAUAUGGCAUUUCGGUACCUGUCGUGGAUCCUCUUCCCACUCCUGGGCUGCUACGCGGUCUACAGCCUUCUGUACCUGGAGCACAAGGGGAGCCUCGAAGGGAAGCCUGGCCGGGUCUGGGGUCAGGGAGGCUUCCUGGAGGAUGCCCCGUCCUCUGCUCACGGGUGUCCCCUUACCACCACCAUAGGCUUUAUCACCAUGACACCCCAGCUCUUCAUCAACUACAAGCUCAAGUCGGUGGCCCACCUGCCCUGGCGCAUGCUCACCUACAAGGCCCUCAACACCUUCAUCGAUGACCUGUUCGCCUUUGUGAUCAAGAUGCCUGUUAUGUACCGGAUCGGCUGCCUGCGGGACGAUGUGGUCUUCUUCAUCUACCUCUACCAACGGUGGAUCUACCGCGUCGACCCCACACGGGUGAAUGAGUUUGGCAUGAGUGGUGAGGCACCGACAGCAACUGCCCCCACGGCCGAGGCCCCAACAGCCACAGGGGCCCUCUCAUCCCCACCCACUCCUGACCCUGCCACAAUCACCACCGCCGCCGGGGAGGAGGCCUCUACGCCCAUGCCUGCCAAGCCCACCCAGGGGGCCAGCUCCACCACCGAGCCCCAGGAAGUCCCUCUAAAACCGGCAGAGGACAAGAAAAGGGAUUAACUGUUCCUGGUCAUCGUCGCCUGCUCCGGCUCCUGGUGACACCGCCCCUGCCGACCCAGGCCCCUUGCCUCCCCUCCCCAUUGCCCUUUCCCUGGACAGAUUGGGCCGGGGCAGCAGGAGACCCCUUUUGGGCCGGGGCCCAGUGCAUGGUGUGGGGGCUGGGGCAGGCCAGGGCACGUGGUUUGUGGAGGCGCCGUCUGUCUGUCUGUUCCUGUGUUUUAGCCAUCUUGCCCCACCAGCCCAGCACCAUUGGGAAUCAUGGUGAAGCCGAUGCGGCACUGCUGAGGGGGUGGGCCAGGCAGGGGAGAGGCCAGGGCCCCUCUGUGGGGUGCCCACGGCCGUCCAUCAUCUUGUCCCUCGUCCCCUGACCAGCCCCUCCUCCCAGACCGCCACCCUUUAACACAGUCUGAAUUUAAUAAAUUCAUGUGGGUGUUUAACUUAAACUCAA
Messenger RNA from Myotis davidii, 2665 nucleotides. RefSeq names its product cleft lip and palate associated transmembrane protein 1 (gene CLPTM1). Lineage: Eukaryota; Metazoa; Chordata; Mammalia; Chiroptera; Vespertilionidae. Gene Ontology annotation, cellular component: endomembrane system; membrane. The record is from RefSeq and is a predicted model, not a curated record. The coding region runs from base 1 to 2217 and encodes 738 amino acids. The transcript has 16 exons.